GUUUUAUCUUGCUCAGGAAUGCAGGCAGGACCUAACAAGAAGGCUAAAAGAGUUACGCUGGCAGACAAGGGGGCCCUUCUUAGCGUAGAAGAAACUUGCUUGCAGGGGCUCUUGGCAAGUGGAACGCUGUGGCCUCCUCCAGUACAGUAUUCCCAGGUCACAAGCACCGCUGCUAUUUGCUCAGUUGCUUUCUUCACGCUAAUGUUCCGGUGGCAGCGGCUGAUGCUGUGUUCCUACAGAGACCAGAACUUGGCAAUCCUUCAUUCAAGCGUUACCCAUAAAACAUGCAGUAAAAGAAGAUUCUUCAGCCUGGUCUGCUUGAAGGACAAAGUAGGCAUCAAUGGAGACUGUUGUGAUUGUAGCCAUUGGGGUAUUGGCAACCAUCUUCCUGGCUUCUUUUGUGGCCCUGGUUGUGGUGUGUAGACAACGUUACUGCCGACCCAAGGACUUCUUGAGUCACUAUGAUACCAGGCCUAUUGUUGACUUAACUGGCACCAUGGAGACACAGUCAGAACCCUCUGAACUGGAGAUGGAUGAUGUGGUCAUAACAAACCCACAUAUUGAAGCAAUCCUGGCAAACGAGGAAUGGAUUGAUGAUGCUUCGGGCCUGGUCUCUCACUGCAUUGCUAUCCUAAAGAUCUGCCACACUCUCACUGAGAAGCUUGUUGCCAUGACAAUGGGGUCAGGGGCCCAAAUGAAGUCCCCAGCAAGCCUGAGUGACAUUAUUGUGGUGGCCAAACGGAUCAGCCCAAGGGUAGACGAUGUGGUUCGAUCUAUGUACCCACCACUGGACCCCAAACUGUUGGAUGCCAGGACGACGGCGCUGCUGCUCUCGGUGAGCCACUUGGUGCUGAUCACCCGGCAUGCCUGCCACUCUCCCGGCCGCAUGGACUGGAUCGACCAAUCCUUGUCCGCGGCGGAGGAGCACGUGAGCGUGCUGCGCGAGGCAGCGCUGGCUUCGGAAGCCGAGCGGGCUGGUCCUGGUGCGGAAGGCUUUCUGCAGGAGCCGUCCCAUCCCUGUUUGUUUGGCUUAAUGUAUUUUAUCCUCAAGAUGACAGAACUGCACCGACUCUCUUGCAUCUGGAUUAGUGAUAUUGAGACAUACAUGCUGGCGUGGGGUCGUGAUUUGUAA
Molecule: messenger RNA, 1132 nt
Organism: Python bivittatus (Burmese python)
Lineage: Eukaryota; Metazoa; Chordata; Lepidosauria; Squamata; Pythonidae
Source: RefSeq, a predicted model, not a curated record